CCCUUAAACCGUGAGUUUUCUCUGAGGACGUCCAGUGCAGAGAUGGCUGAGCAGUUCAGAGCAGUGGAGGACUUCCUGACCUGUGCUGUGUGUCUGGAGACCUUUAAAGAGCCGGUGACUCUGGGCUGUAACCACAGCUUCUGCUCCGACUGUCUUCAUGGACACUGGGACAAGAACCAGACCAGGAACUGCCCCGUCUGCAGGAGGAAGUCUUCUAAAGAAGGUAUUAAUGUAAACUUUGCCUUAAAGGAGCUGUGUGUCUCUUUCACUGACAAACUGAAGUCUAAGGACAGAGCUUCAGUCUGCAGCACACACCCAGAGGUCCCCCCUCUGUUCUGCACAGACGAGGCCCGGCUCCUGUGUCCUCUGUGUGAGUUCUCUCUUCACAGAGACCACACGGUGGUGCCUGUGGAGCAGGCAGAGAGGGAGCUGAAGGAGCAGCUCCAGUCUCAGGUGGAGGCUCUGAGGAAGAACAGAGCAGAGGCCCAGGCUCUGGAGCAGAUCUACAGAGACACACAGCGGCACGCUCACAGACAGGCUGAGCUCUGUGAGAGGAACAUCAGAGCAGAGUUUCAACGCUUACACAUGUUCCUCAAGGAGGAGGAGGAGCUCCGACUCUCCUCACUCAGGGAGGAGCAGAGCAGACAAGCCCAGAGCAUGACCUCUCAGCUGGACAGGCUCAAGGAGACACUGGCCUCUCUGGAGCAGAACAUCCAGGAGCUGGAGAAGCAGCUGGAGAAGAAAGCAGAGGACUUCCUCCUCUCCUACAGCCCAGCACAGAGCCCCAAAGAGCCCCCAGGCCCCCUCCCUCCUCUGGGGCCUGGACUGCUCCUAAACCAGGCCAAAGUCCUGGGAAACCUGGCCUUCAGCGUCUGGAGGAAGAUGGGACAGAAGGUCGAGUACAGUCCUGUGGUUCUGGACCCAAACACUGCAAACCCACUUCUCAGUCUGUCAGACAAUCUGACCUCUGUGACCUGGACAGAGACUCCUCUCCAGGUCCCUGAGAAUCCAGAGAGAUUCUGUGUAUAUUCUGUAGUUCUGGGCUCUGUUGGUUUCAGCUCUGGGAGACACCACUGGGACGUGGAGGUGGGGGACCACAGUUUGUGGAAUGUAGGUGUGGCUAAAGAGUCGAUCAACAGGAAAACAGAAAAUCCUUUUUCCACAGACUCUGGAUGUUUGUUUUUAAGACGCAUAACUGGGAGAUACUACACUGAUUAUGGUGAGGUGAAAUUAAAACAAAAACCCAAUAAAGUCCGGGUCCAGUUGGACUGUGACAGUGGGAGAGUUUCCUUCUAUGACUCCAGAGACAUGUCUCUUAUUUACAUUUAUAAAAACAUUCCCAAAGAGAAACUGUUCCCAUUUUUUUCUGUGGGACCCACAAAUUAUGAUGAUGAUAAGUGUAAAACCACCAACAUCAGGAUCUGCGCCACAUCGAACCCAGAACUAAACCAGGACUAAACCAGGAUUAAACCAGGACUAAACCAGGAUUAAACCAGGACUAAACCAGGAUUAAACCAGGACUAAACCAGGAUUAAACCAGGACUAAACCAGGAUUAAACCAGGAUUAAACCAGGACUAAACCAGGAUUAAACCAGGACUAAACCAGGAUUAAACCGGGACUAAACCCGGGACUAAACCAGGAUUAAACCAGGACUAAACCAGGACUAAACCAGGACUAAACCAGGACUAAACCAGGACUAAACCAGGACUAAACCAGGACUAAAGCUCGUCUUGAAGAUCUUGAUUCAUUCGUCUUGACAUUGGACAUUUUGUCAAACUCACGAAUGAGCUCGGGACU
Messenger RNA from Periophthalmus magnuspinnatus, 1798 nucleotides. RefSeq names its product nuclear factor 7, brain-like. Gene Ontology annotation, molecular function: zinc ion binding; protein binding. The record is from RefSeq and is a predicted model, not a curated record. Bases 43 to 1458 code for a protein of 471 amino acids. The transcript has a single exon. NCBI's taxonomy places the organism in Eukaryota, Metazoa, Chordata, Actinopteri, Gobiiformes, Gobiidae.